Messenger RNA from Penicillium expansum, 2151 nucleotides. RefSeq lists its product as uncharacterized. Lineage: Eukaryota; Fungi; Ascomycota; Eurotiomycetes; Eurotiales; Aspergillaceae. The coding region runs from base 1 to 2151 and encodes 716 amino acids. The transcript has 3 exons. The record is from RefSeq and is a predicted model, not a curated record.
AUGAAAAUACCUACGUGUCUUGUGCUGUUGACGGGGGUUUAUGGGGUAGAUGCCAAAGGUAGCUUCCUCCAGUCUCCAUCUAUCGUUGGCACCAACAUCAAUACCGCGGAAGCGAUCCAUACCACCACCGUUAAGUAUGAUGGGGACGACGGUAUCUUGUUGCCCCAAAACAACCCCAACGGAUGGGUCAACCCUGAAUAUUUGGCCCCUAUGCCACAGUGCAUCGCCCAGCAAGAUCAGUCUACCUGGCUGCGUGCCAUGACGCAAUGUACCAGAAAACGAUGUACCUCCAAAUUUACAUUUAUCUGCACUCACCACCAAUGGCUGACCGAACUCAGCUGCCUCAGCAUUGCAUUCUCCCCUGACGUUAUCGAAAAUUAUCUCCCAUACUGUGGUCGAUCGGUUCUCGCCAAAGCGCAGUUGUAUCAAUGGAUUCAUGAUAUCACAGGUCGAACGUGGCUUGUCGAUGUCGGCGACGCGAGCGGUCUGCAAAGUCUCUCCCCAGACUCCCUAGCUGAAGGGUAUGCAGCCGUUGACGUGAUUCACAAUGCACCGACAUGUCUGAGCGACUCGGUGUCUGCAUCAUCGAUGGAACCAUUUCAACAUGUAAUGGCCUCCUGUGGUUUCACAAGCACUACCCAACACACUGGAAACGUUGAUCGUCCCUGGGAAUAUAAUGAAAGGCUACGGUCUAUGAUCGCUCUUGAUUUUGAAACUGUUGGUUACGAUCUCGUGCAGCAUAGUAUCUUCGAUAUGGUCCUGCGUCGCAUCAGUGAUGGCGACUAUUUUGACAAAGAUUGUUUCUGCAACACUUUCAAAAUAGAUCUCAACAAGGAACCUUGUUCAGGGUCAGGACAAUUGGACUUCACGAAGGAGCGUCUCUGGAUUUAUGCCACGUGUGGGCCGGCAUCCUUACCCGAAAACUGGGCGGACACACUUAAAACCACCCAAUUCGCGUACAUUCCCAUCGAAGAUUGGCACUGGCCCAAAUGCGUCGCGGAUAUGCCGAAGCAGGUGAUCGAGCUUACUGAUCAUUGUGUAACCGAUGCUUGUGAGGCCGGUGGCUACUGCAAAACCAAGCGCGCAGUUGACAGGGCUUGCUUUUGUCAUAACAUCAACUACGAUUCCUGCGGAGAGUCGUGUCAGAUAUUUGACACACGAAUUGAAUACAUCAAGUGGCUGCAUGAUCUUUGUGGCAAUGUGCAAGACUGGCACGGUCUGCCAGAUAAUUGGCGUCAAUUAACCGCCCCUACCACCCUCGAAAUAAUUCCAUGGCGUUGGCAAUUGAAGCCAUCCAACGAUUCAGACAUUACCCAUACCCCCAGUUUGGGAGACGCCAGGGCAACAGAAACAUGUGCCUCGAAUGAGUCUAAACUCACAAGCUUUGCUCUAGUAAAUAUAGCUACUUUCCUUGUAGUAGCUCUCAGCGUGAGAACAGGAAUAGUGCGUCGAAUCGCAUGCCGCUUUCCAUGGAACUCGCAGCAGUGGUCAUGGGUUGUCAAAGGAACAUUAAUCGCCGCUCUGCAACUCCUUGCAAACCUGUUCAAUAUUCUUUUUAUUCAACAAACCCCUGGCUAUGAGAACGUUCCCGUUAUUCAAUUAAUCCUCCUCUGGAGCUCAAUGCCUCGGCCUACUUGGUUGACGAUUUUGUUGAUUGGUGUACCAACCUUCGGAGAUUUGAAGUUCUUCGCGGCCGGGUCUUCGCUAUUUGCUGAAGUGAUCCUCCAAUUUCUAUCAGCAUAUUACUUGCUUAUGACCGUUCAUUAUGGCCAAAAACACAAUUUCUACUUCGGAGGCAUGGACGGAGCGGAGAGAGCGGGACCCGCAAAAACGAUGGGCUCACGAGAAACACCCUUGAUAAGGAGCGAGCGCAUGGACUCAGAAAGAACACCGUUGAUAAAGAACAGAGGAGAUCACAUGGAUUAUGGCACUUCCUCUUUUCAACGCCAACAUGACCGGGUUUCCCGGAAAUCAUUUGUGGGAUUGUAUGUGGCUACGGUCAUCAGCAUGCUCCUUCUCUGGAUUGCGCAGUGGCUCUUUUGGAGUGGAUUUAUUGGUCUUAGUUCGGAAGAGUUCUGUCCCCCUCAACUUGGGGUCCUCACGGCUAUCUGGACUACGUUCUCAUUAUUAGGCGCUAUCAUUAUUAUGUAG